AUGAUUGAUUUUUACACAGCAGAAGAUGUGUUUUACGAGUUGUCCACCAUCCGGGACCCAGAGAAACGGAGUUACACGCUGGCAGACUUGGGGGUUGUGGCGCAGGAUCGCUGCAGCAUUGAGUACGACCAGUAUCAUAGCUAUUCCCUUGCUGGAGAUGGUGGAAAAAGCGUGAGUGGCGCACCCACCCCAAAGCGAAUAGCGGUGGUGACAGUCGUCUUGAAACCGACCGUGCAGCACUGCAGUCUUAUGGCACUUAUUUGUCUUUGUGUUUACGCCAAGUUGAAGGAGGCCCUCCCACCGUGGAUGUGUGAUUGGAAAAUUGACAUUAAAUUAGUUGAUGGCUCGCAUCUGCAAAAGCGCGAACUAGAGAAGCAGAUUUCGGACAAAGAAAGGGUGGCGGCGGCGCUGGAGAACGAGACGUUGAUAAUGGAAAUGGAUAGACUCAUGAAUCCGGAUGUAGAAUGA
Messenger RNA from Trypanosoma cruzi, 468 nucleotides. RefSeq lists its product as uncharacterized. The record is from RefSeq and is a predicted model, not a curated record. Bases 1 to 468 code for a protein of 155 amino acids. The transcript has a single exon. Lineage: Eukaryota; Euglenozoa; Kinetoplastea; Trypanosomatida; Trypanosomatidae.